GUCUCACUGUUGUGCACAUUUUUUUGUUUGUGAAUUUGUUUCCAUGAAUUAAGAGAGAUGGCGACCUAUUUCGGGGUCUAUAUCCCGACGACGGGACUGAUUGAGGGCCUGGCAUCCCACUGUGCGGGUUCCAUAGCGGCGGUGAACAUAAAGCCAACCAUUCCGGCAUCUCCAUUGGGAUCAGGAUCUGAAUCUGGAUCGCCACCCGGUUCGGGAAUGCCCUCCCAAUCGGUUAACCCGGAGGAUGCCGUUAAGUACGAGGAUCCCGACUUUCCACCUGACUCGCCACUGUGGCUGGUCUUCACAGAUAAAUCCAAGGCGCUGGACGUCCUGCGGCACUACAAGGAGGCCCGCCUGCGCGAGUUCCCCAAUCUGGAGCAGGCGGAGAGCUACGUCCAGUUCGGGUUCGAGAGCAUCGAGGCGCUCAAGAGAUUUGGCAAGGCCAAGUCCGAAAGCAAGCCCAUUCCGCUGAGCGGCGGCAACGGCUACAAGAGCUCGUCGGGCUCCACGGACAGUUCGUGCUCCUCCUCGCCGACGGGAGCGGGCGGCGGGAGCAGUCCCUCGAUGUCCAGCCUACUGCUCAGCAGCUCGCCCACCUCCUCGCCGAGCAGCACUAGCCACAUCAUUGCCAAUGGCCGCCAGCAACAACAGUUGCAGCAACAUCAUCAGCCUCAACAGCAACAGCAGCAGCAGCAGCAGGAUUUGUUCGGAGAACGUCCUCCGUUCCGGGCGCCAAGCAAACAGGAACUGGUGGAGUUUCGCAAGCAAAUCGAGGGUGGCCACAUCGAACGGGUCAAGCGGAUCAUAUGGGAGAACCCUCGAUUCUUGAUCAGCAGCGGCGACAAGCCGACCAGCCUGAAGGAGGGCUGUCGCUAUAAUGCCAUGCACAUCUGUGCCCAGGUCAACAAGGCCAGGAUCGCCCAGUUGCUGCUGAAGACCGUUUCGGAUCGGGAGUUUGCCCAGCUGUAUGUGGGCAAGAAGGGCAGCGGCAAGAUGUGCUCGGACCUCAACAAGAGCCUGCUGGACUACUACCUAAACAUGCCGGACAAGGCCCGUGGCGAGACGCCGCUCCACUUCGCUGCGAAGAACGGCCAUGUGGCCAUGGUCGAGGUGCUCAUCACAUAUCCGGAAUGCAAGUCGCUUAAAAAUCACGAGGGCAAGGAGCCCAGGGAAAUUAUCUGCCAGCGUAAUGCGCAGGCCGCCCAUGUGACCCUCGUAAAGCUGGAGCUGCUCCUGCAUGAUCCGCACUUCGUGCCCGUGGUGAGAUCUUCAUCGAACACACUGCCCCCAAAAGUGGGUAAACCGUUCUCGCCCAAGGACCCACCGAGCCUGCAACAGAAGACGGACGAGUGCGAGGGUCUGAGCGUGGACCUGACAAUCAGUGCGCUGGCGGGACCCAUGUCCCGCGAGAAAGCAAUGAACUUCUACCGCCGCUGGAAGACACCGCCAAGGGUCAACAGCAAUGUGAUGUCGCCGCUGGCCAGCUCGCCGUUUAGCUCGCCGGUGAAGGUGACGCCGAGCCACUCGAGUCCCGUCCAGGCGGGGCGUCGCCUGCUCUUCGGUCCGCUGGCGGCGACCACCAGCUCACCGAAACGCCCGCCGAACGUGCCCAAUGGCACCAGUGAGUGCGAAAACAAUAACAAUAAUAAUGUCAAGCCUGCGUAUCCGCUGGAGACGCCAGCCACACCUAUACGCCAGAUGAAACCGGAUUUAUUCAUGGCCUAUCGCAGCAACCACAGCGUCGCCUCGAUGGCCGAUGAUUCCAUGUUGCUGGACAUGAGUCUCAGCUGCAGCAUGAACGCGUCGCUGAACGACAGUUUCCGCGAGCGGCACAUCAAGAACUCGGACAUUGAGAAGGGUCUGGAGGUGGUGGGCCGCGAACUGGCGCGCCAGGAGCAGUUGGAGUGGCGCGAGUACUGGGACUUUCUUGACUCCUUCGUCGACAUCUGCUCGCCCGACGGACUGGCCCGCCUGGAAGCGUACUUUUUGGACAGGACCGAGCAGCUGGCGGAGAAGGCGGAAACGGUCUGGAACUUUUCCCAUCUGCAUCAGUAUUUGGAUUUGAUGUCAGGCGAGCAGCAGCAGCAGUCGCGCAAGGACAGGAAUGCGUCUGCAGCCGCGACUUCGCAAUCCGCCGGGGUCAUGACUCCGUACACAUGCGUGGAGAAGUCGCUGCAGGUGUUUGCCAAGCGCAUCACCAAAACGAUGAUCAACAAGAUCGGCAACAUGGUGUCCAUCAACGACACGCUGCUCUGCGAGCUCAAAAGACUGAAAUCGCUGAUUGUCAGCUUUAAGGAUGAUGCGCGCUUUAUAAGCGUGGACUUUAGCAAGGUGCAUUCGCGCAUCGCCCACCUGGUGGCCAGCUAUGUGACCCAUUCCCAGGAGGUGAGCGUGGCCAUGCGCCUGCAGCUUCUGCAGAUGCUCCGCUCCUUGCGCCAAUUGCUGGGCGAUGAGGGUGGCCGGGAGCAGCAUUUGGGCUGCGUGUGCGGCAGCCUGCUGCUGAUGCUGGAGCAGGCCCCUACCAGCGCCGUACAUCUGCCGGACACUCUGAAGACCGAGGAGCUCUGCUCCGCCGCCUGGGAGACGGAGCAGGGAUGCGUCUGCCUGUGGGACGCCAAUCUCAGUCGGAAGACCAGUCGGCGCAAGCGCACCAAAUCGCUGCUGGCAGCUGCCGUUCAGUCGCUGUCGCAGGACACAGCGGCAUCGGCAUCUGCAUCCACAUCCACGGGAACGGGAACCACCGCCAUGCACGUCUCGCUAAGCCUGGGAGCGACCAGCUUCGGGACGCCGAGGGCAGUCGUCGUGGCGCAUCCAAGCGACGACGAGGACGAGGACAGCGACGAAUACGACAACUUUUACGACUGCUUGUUGCCGAAUGAGAGCAGCAGCGAGGACGAGGAUAACUUCCGAACGCCGCCAGAGAGCCUGUCGCCGCGCAUGUCCGUGGACUUGGAGCCGCCCUACGAUCUGUUCAUAUUCGGAAACGAGCCAACCAAGCGGGAUUUGGAUGUGCUGAGGGCCCUUUCCAAUAUAGACGUGGAGAAGGAGACACUGCCGCAUGUCUACGCCUGGAAGACUGCCAUGGAGAGCUUUUCCAGUGCCGAAAUGAAUCUCUUUCCAUCGCCGAAGAACGUGAAGGUUCAAAAGCCAGACCCUUGGCUACCGGCACCGAGUGCUAACCACAACAGCCAGCCAUUGCUGCAUUCCAAGCGGAUCCUGACCACCCCCAAGCUGAAUGCCGUAUCCGCUGGGAGACGUGGCUCCGGACCCGGACCUUCGACGCCGCCCCGCCUGCAGCGCACUCCGUCCGCCGCCAGUAUUCAAGUUCAAGUUGCAACCCCCACGAAUGGCGCAGUCGUUGGAGCUCCUCCUUCGUCGCCGGCCUUGGGUUUCGCUGCCCUGGCGGCGGCGUCGCGGACAUUCAAAACGCCCCUGAACAAGAUGCGCGGAUUGUUUAGCCAAUAUCGCGAGGCGGCCGAUGAGGAGGUGGACUGCACGCCGAUCGGCAACAGAUACGCCCAUUAGUACCCCGAACCCCCCCAUUUUUUUAACCUACAUUUUAAAAAAGAAAUAAAACAGUGAAGUUAACUUUUUAAAUUAUAAAAA
Messenger RNA from Drosophila subpulchrella, 3606 nucleotides. RefSeq lists its product as uncharacterized. Gene Ontology annotation, molecular function: protein phosphatase 2A binding. Bases 58 to 3525 code for a protein of 1155 amino acids. Gene Ontology annotation, cellular component: endoplasmic reticulum. The transcript has 10 exons. The record is from RefSeq and is a predicted model, not a curated record. Gene Ontology annotation, biological process: negative regulation of phosphorylation. NCBI's taxonomy places the organism in Eukaryota, Metazoa, Arthropoda, Insecta, Diptera, Drosophilidae.